CCGCCGGGGUGAAGACCGCUUUUCCGAGGGGGAAAAAAAAAUCGAGAUUCCGUCCCGGCACCGGCCCCCGACUCCAUCCCCGUCGCGCUCGUCCGCGCGAUCCGAGAUCCCGUAGAUCGGCGAGCCGUCGAUCCCGGUCGCCGGAGAGAAUCGCGAGGAGUGCAAUUUCCACGGGAGGGACGCGGGAUGAAAAAAACGCGCGAGAAUGAACGCGAGUGAGUGACCGUAAAGCCGCGGGAUCCAUCGAUCGCCGGGGGAUUGCAACGAGUGUGAGCCGCGUGUGCGAUCAGGAGGGAUUUUCCUCCGCUCCGGAUCUCGCUCCUCCCCGACUCCUCGACCCGUUUGUUUACCGUUUAUCGGGCAAUCCGUUCUCUUUCCGCGCGCGCCUCGCGAGUUUCGUCGGCCCCGAGUGGCCCUCGGGAGCGGUGGGAUGCGUCCGCGGGAAUGCCGCGGGAAUUUUCGGCGAGAUCGCCGGGCGAUCGGGGAAUCCCGGUCGACGUAGGGGCAAACGCUCGAAUUCCCGGAGACUGAGAGUGCGUCGCGGGUGCGAGGAGGGAGGAAACGGCUCGCGCGGGGAAUUUUUGAAAGGUCCGCCUCGCGGAAUAACUGCCUUGGAACGCGGAGGUGCUCCGGGUGCCCGGGAGUGAUUCGAAAUAAAAUUCGGUCCCGGGAUUCCCCUCCGCGGCAGACGGCGACGGUUCAGAAGUGAGUGCCGCGAAAACACAUUGAGUGAAACCCCCGGAUUAAAAUGCUCUCGCCCGCCCGAAUUUCGCCCGCGCGAAAUUGUUGCGCAAGUGGAACAUUGCGGCGUAUCUCUGGCAUUUGAAAAGAGGACCGAGCGCGAAAAUCCGCCGGGGAAAAUAUAUAUAUCGGCCGGGGUGAUCGAGCGGAAGGUUCCCCGCGCUUUUUUCCCCCGAACGUGAUAAACUCUAUGCGAUUUCCGGGGGAGCGGAUAACGCUUCGCCUGUGAGAUCCGAAAGUGCUCCAAUUCGAAUCGGGGCGAGAGCCCCGCGCUCGAUGUAACGGCGGAGAGAUCUUUCUGCGGCGGUGCGUAAAUGUGUCGGCGAGGAUCCGCGUUAAAGCUCUCGGCCUGUCAGGCUCGCGCCGGUGCCCGAUAAGCCCCCCGCGGCCUCGAAUCCUCCGGUUUUAAGUGGCGAACGCGGCCGAGAGCGGCGCGAACUUCCGGGCUCUCGCGCGUAAAAAUGCUUUUAUUUAUGGUGACACGUUGAUGGAACUGUGCAUUCGGACGUUGAAUUUUUGCUGGGAAAAGCGACGAGAGUUACGAAUACAUUAUAGCGGAUAUUCGCUCGCGUUGCGAGGUAAAAAACGAUAAAAUCAGUUGAGAGAGCCGCAGCGGCGAAAUUCUCGUCGAACGCACAUUUUUUAAUUAGAGACACUUACAAUUUGAGAAUCACAGGCGCCCGAGGAGAGCGCGCACAAAUUUCCGCAAGAGACAAAGAACGAGCGAGAGACUCUAAACUGUAUCGAUAAAAGGGCCGAGUUCCGUUGAUAAAAACGUGAAAGCGCAAGGGAUGCCGCGCUCCUCGGUCCACCGCGUUAUUCCGCGCGCGAAUUCUCGAGGAUCUUCCGUGCGGGCGUAGUUCGCCGCGAGCGCGAGGUCACGUCGAGGAAGAGACGUCGCGGCCGAGAUGCCGGCGGCCCGCGAGAGGAAGACGAUUUUCAGCGGGCGACGCCGCCGCGAUCGCGAGUGACGAUGCAAAAUUCGUGAGGGACAAAAUCCCGCGUCGUACGGAGCCGCGAGUAACGUCCCGGGGGAGUGUUUGAAAAGUGUUACGUCGCGGAGUAGCGGGGAAAAUAACAGUGUCGCACGCUCGAACGUACGGCGACCUGUAAAAAUACAGCCGCAAUAACAGUAACGUCCCGGUGCUCCCUUACGUGACCGGACGAGGCGUGUUCUGGAAAACGAUUACGCCGAGUGCCGGGGCGAAAAGUGUUCGCGGGACUCAGGCACCGGAUGACCGUUUGACGUACCCUCCGCCGUGCAAUUGCAGUUUUCGGACGGUUAAAGGUGUCGCGAGACGCGGAGAUAACAGUAACGCGAAGAUAACGGUGACAUUAGAGCGCCCUCCUCGCCGAAAUGUCUUUGGCGAGCGCGAGUUCGCGGUGCGGAGUGCAAUCGUGAUUACUCACCCCCUUCCCCGUGCAACUUUUUAUCGCGCGUUUUAUCAACGUAAUUAGUCGCUCUUUGGGCGCGUAUCGGACGUGCAUCGGGACGAAAUUGCGGCAUGCGUCGUACGUAAAUUGUUAUACGAGCACGGAACGUAUAUGAGGAGCGUCACGGAGUUACGCAAUUAGACGAAGGGUAUCGCGAAUGUGGCGAAAAUAAAAGAGGGGAUUACAUUGUGCAAUUAGUGCUGAAAUACGGGGCAAAAGGAAAAGUCGCGGCGAGAGAUCGUCCGAAAUACGGAGUCGCGCGGCGCGUAUCCCGAAACGAAAUUAUGCACGGAGAAUGAGAAAGAGGAGGAGGAGGAAUAUAAUCGCGAAAAUAAAAUUUGCUUUUUCCCCCCGCGAUCGAUAGUAGUCAAGAUAAACUCGUAAUAUACGAUACGCGCGACCGGCUGUAACAAUAUUGACGCUGGCAACGAGUGUAACUCUUUGUCUCUCUCUCUCUCUUCUCGUCAUCGUCGAUUACACGCUUUUCGGCGUACGCGGAAAGCUGCAGCCGCGGGCGGGAAAGUGUUGACGCGCGCGGUGCGUUUUAUUAAUUUCCCAUCGCAAAGUUCCCCGCGAGGUACGGUCGAAAUUGGAGCAACGCGACAGCUGCGUGUCGUGAGGGAGGAUCGCGCGCGACGUCGCGGAGGAAAGUAAAAUAUGCAUGCGGGCAAAAGUGUCCGUCGCAUGCCCGACGAGAGCGCGGCGGAAUUUCUUUAAUAAAUCGCUAUCGUCCUCGCGCGCGAGUCGCCAUGCGUUCCCGGGCGGGGAACCGUUAAACGCUCUCAAGUGUCGAGGAUUGUCGCGACUCGAGAUCGCGACUGCCGCCUCGUCGGGAAUCGAUCGCGCCCGUAAGAGAUCGAAGAGUUGUCGGGCGGAAGCUGUGCCGGAAGUGGUUGGAUACUACGCAGCGAGUGCUCCGAGGGCUUGUAUCCCCUUUCGGUUGCGUUCACGUCGCACCCGACUCGAUUUCGCGCUAUUGUCUCUCGAUCGUUCGACUCGAUGUGUUUCUCGUGAAAAGCGAUUUCCCCGAUCGUGUGCACUUGAGGGAGAAGAGGAGCGCGACUUGUCCGAAGGAUUUCCAUGGAAUAGCCACUCACGAUGACCAAUACGACAUUUUUUCGCGUCAUCCUGGCGCUCUUGGGGGGCACGCACGUUUUGUGCUCACAGCCGUCGGCGUCUCCAACUGUGAAAACCGGUGGUUCCAGUAUCGCCAGCGUGGUAGCAGGGAGCAAGCCGACGAGAUCCUGGGACAAACCUCAAUUCGACGAUAUUGCACCGCGAAAUGUCACUGCCAUCGUCGGUCAGACAGCGGAGCUGAAUUGUCACGUCAAACAUCCGGGCGACCGUGUGAUCUCCUGGAUACGUAAGAGGGAUUUGCAUAUCCUGACGUCAUCGACCCUCGCUUACACGGGGGACGCAAGAUUUUCCGUUAAGCACCCGGAAUCAUCCGACGAAUGGACGCUGAGGAUCGAGUAUGUCCAACCACGGGACGCCGGGGUUUAUGAAUGCCAGGUUAACACCGAGCCCAAAAUGAACUUAGCCUUCAUGUUAAAAGUCGAAGAAAGUGCCCCUGUCCCUGCCAUCACCACACCAAACGCCAUUCACCGGACGUUCAACUCAGCCGCUCAGGCGACGAUCCUGGGGCCGGAGGACGUCUACGUGAAGAAAGGUAGCACGAUAAGCCUCACGUGCGAAGUGAAUGUGCGAAGUACACCGCCCAGUAGCGUUUCCUGGCAUCACGGAGUGGCCGUAGUGGAUUUCGACAGUCCCAGUGUACACCGCAGGGGCGGGGUUUCCCUGGAGACGGAGAAAACGGAUACUGGGACGACGAGCAGACUACUGGUGACACAGGCCAGAUUGACCGACAGCGGAAAUUACACCUGCAUCCCCAGCAACGCGAAUCCAGCGAGCGUAAUGGUCCACGUGCUGAAUGGUGAACAUCCGGCGGCGAUGCAGCAUGGCGGCAGCUGUGGCGUGGCUCCGACCAUUUUGCUCGCCAGCAUCACCCUCAUAAUCGCGAACCUGUUAAGGUGAGCAGCCGCGUUGUGAAUCGCGCAACCUAAAGAAAAGAGUAAGAAAGAAAGAAAGUCAAACGUGUCAACGGUCGGGAGAGACAAUGUCCGAAGUGAGCGCGGCGAUCGACGGUCGCGAAAAUGGUACACGCUCGGAAAAAUCGCCCGGCCGACCGCGAUAGAUCGCUUUAGCUCACGCCUCGCCGUUACACGCUGCGCGUAUCCGUUCGCCGAGUGCUCGGAAGCGACGACAAGAGAAUCACAGUGCGGACCGAAGUGCAGUGGACCAAAGCUCUGUGAAGGACGCGGUGACGUGGCGGAUCUUUAGCACGUACGUUUUUAACACGAAAACCUUUCACAGACUCUCCAUUCUUUUGUAUAAAAUCGUGUUAAACGCAUCGCGGCAAAAAGUGUCGAAUUAUUCUCCACAUCUUUGGUAGCACGGUUGAGCGUUCGCCAAAGGGACUCUCUUACACUUGUGCUUUUUGUAUAAUUAAAACGGUAUGUUAACCGUGCCUCAACGAAUUUGCGUGGGACUCUUUCUCUAGUGAUGAAAAAAAAACUGCUCAUCUCGUGAUUUCGUUGCGAGGAUCCCGUUAGAAUUUGUAUUUUAACUAAUUCAAUAAUGGCCUCGUAGUAUCCUUAUGUAAUGUCGAUCGCAGAACGACGCUGUACUGUACUCGUUACAGAGUCGGGAUCGAUUGCAUUGAUCUGUUACGAUUGCCAACGCUCUCGAAUCGAGUAUCGAUGGCUGGAUCCGUUCGAUGGCUACGAAAUUAAUGGUUACAUAAAUCGAGAUUUAUAAUCUAACGAUUAUCAGUUAGUUGCGUAAUAAUUAUCAGGUGAUUAAGGCUGUUGUACAUAAAACGAGUAACGAGCAUGUUAGGGUUUGCCGUGAACUUGUACAGUACAAUGCACGUGCGAGAAUUGCCGUGACCGAUAAUCGUUUCUUGUCGUUCGAUCUGGGCAAUAUUGUACAUAGCUUGUGUCAUUGGUUAUAACAUAAUUGUAUGGUACGCAUACAAUCGUAAAUUUGCGAAAAUUCUAACUAAGCCUUGUGCCUCGGGCCUUGCGCAAUUCAGCGUCUCGAGCGUGCCAGAUAUUUUUCCUACAUCCCCUGAGUUGUAUAUGCACACUACGCAUAAUAAUUUUGCCCAGAUUUGACUCUUUCGGUUUUCGAUGAAAACAUAGACACGAUAUCUAUUGUUGAAAAAUAAUUGCGUUGUUAAGGGAUUGACUGCUAAAGUGAGAGUGAUGCAACGAUUCGUUUUUUCAAAAGAUUGUGCAAAAUUAUUUGCAAUCAAACUGUAGGUAAAAUCAAAUUUUCACAGUAUUAAUUAAUAUUAACAUUUGCUAUGUUAAUAUAACGAUGACAUACUAUUGACGAAAAUCAAACUCGUUGUUUGCAGUCUUCUAAUGCGCGAAAAAAUUAUUUGGGUAGUCGAAAAUUAUACGAACAAAUUUUUUCUAAUAAAGUUUUAAUUGAUUUAUGUUAUUCACGUAAACAUUUUUUCUUGAAUUUACGCUUUGAAUAACUGUUUAAUAUUAGCGAAUCUGUAAGAGUUUAAUUUUUUUAAAGCACAUGUGAAAUACAGAAAGAUAAUUUUUCGAAACAAGUUUCUAAUUUAUACAGGAACACUUGUGCGACGGAACAACUGGUCCUGUAUGGAAAUGAAAUGAAUUUAAUGCAAAAAUGUCACGUUUCCAUUAAUUUUGAUUUGACUUUUGCGUGAGUUAAUCGAAUGAGCCGUGUUGAAGACGUUAGCACGAACAAAUUGAUUUUGAUUUUAUGAAAGAAUUUAGAAAAAAAUUCUACGUUAAAUAUUAUUGCUUCUAACAUGAGGGGAGAGUAUUUAUAGUACAGUAUACGGACUUAUACCAUCGAAGAGAAAACCAGAACUAAUCACUUUAGUAAUGGUAAUAGGUAGGUUGGUUCUCGAUAUGUUUCUGUUUGUUUAGUUCAAACAGAAUUGUUUCAGCUAAACGAUUCGUUACGUCGAUACGUGUCUUGCUUGAUUGUUCGAUAAUCAAAAUGCAAUUUGUCGAAGGUAAUAUUCCUCCUCCAAACAGGUCAUUUCAUUCUUAAUUCGUUUGCAAAUUUUGCUUUGAGAAUAUCAAAAUGUUUUUCGAAAAACAAAGUGCGUCAAAAUUAAUUCAUCGCUUAAUCAAAAGCUAAUCAAACGAAUAACGAACGUUAUAUUAAAAUGUAUUAUAAAGCUCGUGUAUAGAUAAGUGAAUAUGAAAAGAUAAUACGUAAAUAUAUUUAAAUAGGUCAAUAAUAAGCGUUCGUUAUGUAUCACGAUAAUAGUACGGAAAGUAUAAUUCGAAAGAUCGAAAUGUAAUUAAAAGUUAAAUAAAGGUUCCUUUGCAGAACUAACAAAAA
This is a messenger RNA of Vollenhovia emeryi, 6570 nucleotides long. RefSeq names its product basement membrane-specific heparan sulfate proteoglycan core protein-like. The record is from RefSeq and is a predicted model, not a curated record. Gene Ontology annotation, biological process: synapse organization. The transcript is spliced from 8 exons. Bases 3274 to 4209 code for a protein of 311 amino acids. Gene Ontology annotation, cellular component: neuron projection membrane. NCBI's taxonomy places the organism in Eukaryota, Metazoa, Arthropoda, Insecta, Hymenoptera, Formicidae.